This is a messenger RNA of Chara braunii, 3256 nucleotides long. The record is from the annotation of a GenBank genome assembly. NCBI's taxonomy places the organism in Eukaryota, Viridiplantae, Streptophyta, Charophyceae, Charales, Characeae.
UCGAAAUGUCGUUGGUAACAGAUCUCCAAAUAGUCCUCCCAACAUCCUACUCUAAAAUAGUCUCAGUCUUGAUGUCAGCAAUAUCUCACCAUCGAUCUUUGUCCCAUAGUAACCGAGAAGGUGGAAGGUUAGGAGAAGAAGACGAAGAAAAAGAACCGAGAGGGGCAGAGGAGAGGGUGGAGAUUGAGAGGUGGGGCGGAGGAAGAUCCUCCUGCCCUGAUCCAGUGUCCUGCACCCAGUGUCCAGGCACCAACCUGCAGGUGCAAGGUGCCGCCUUGGAGCUGCUGAAGACUCGCCCUUGCUGCUGGAGCUAUGGCGCUCACAGGCCAUCUGUCUUCAUUGCUGACGUGGUGCAUGCCACCUAUGUAUCCCCUGCGGCCUCGGCCGCAGGGUCCAAUCACUGCGGCGGCCACAUUUAUGAUGAAUCAGGCAAGGUAGAGGAGGAAGGGGAAGAUGACGAAGAGGGUAGGGAAGAGGAUGAAGAGAAGGAAGAGGAAGAAGACGAAGCAGAAGAAGGGGAGGAAGAAGCAGCAGAGGAGGGGUUAGAUGAUGGGGGCGAUGAUGUAGAAGAAGAUGUCGACGGGGAGGGUGGUGGGGAUGCCGGUGGCGAUGGUCGCGGGGGUACUGGUGGUGGUGGCGGUGGCGGGGGAGGAGCUAGGCGAAAAGUUGAUGAACAGAUCGCCAAUCUCAGGAAGGAGAAAGAGGAAGCUGAGGAGGCAGGGAAGCAGGAGGAGAGGAGGAGACAACUGCUGGUGGAGGUGCAGAAGGUUGUUGACAGUGGGACUGCAAGUGUGUACAAUAAGAGCAUUGCUGAGAUGGUCAUCUUGAAUGACAUCCCCAACAAAUCUUAUUUUUCCAACUGGGACCACCGGAUCUCCGCUGUGGAGAGUCAGGGCUUUGCCAUCGAACACAAGCGAGGGCCCAAGCUGACACCACCUCCUAUGUAUUCUUGGGAAGACCCCAAGGUGGAUGUGUCAGACUGGGUCACCUCUAUGCAGGCAUAUCUGGGCAGCUUUACAUGCCCAGAAGCAACAAAGGUGGGAACCAUUCUUGGCCGGUUUGAGAGGACUGCACUGAAAUGGUGCACCUCCUUUGCAACCAAAGAGAAUAUUGCUAUGGAUAGAUGGGCACAACAGCUGGGGGUGGCAGGGUUGCUGAAGGCGCUGCAGGACCGGUUUGCUGACAGGGAGCAGGCCCGCAAAGCAGCUGAUAAAAUUAUGUUGCUGGGGUCUCACAGAUUUGAGGGCUCCCUGUCCAAGCUCUACAGCCUAUUUGAGAGCUUGACAUCGACACCAGGUCUGGAGAUGAGUGAGUCUGACCAGCUCUUCCACUUCCUGCGUGCAGCACCUCCAGACUACUCCAUUGCUUUGUAUGCUCAGGGCCACAAGGACUGGAGGUCCUUUGGCAAAGCGGCACUGGACCUAGAGUCUCGGCUCAAGGUUCAGACUCCUUCUGAAGGAAAUAAGAGGCCUACCUCCCAGGGACAGCGCAGGAGGAAAGGUGCUCUGUUGGCUGCUGAUGGAGGUUCUGAUUCCGAUGCAUCUCAGCGUGGCAGUCCUCCAUCUGAGACUGCCUCAGCAUCAGCAGUUGAGCCAGCCGUUCUUGCCCUGGCUGAGAAUCUUGCUGCAAUGUUCAAGGGAAAGUUCAGCAAGGCCAGCAGCAAGGGUUCAGCCAGCCAGAAGGGGAAAGGGAAGGGACGUGCCUCUUCCCCUCAGGCCCAAAGACCUAACCUUCCACGAGACGUCCAUUGGUCAGUCAACGUCAUGGAUCCUUCCACCCUUCCCUGGAGAGCGCUCAGGAUCCAGGAAGGGCAAUGGCAGAGGAGGAAGGACCGUGAGGAGAAGAAAAAGCAUAAAUCAGACCUCAUCUUGCUGCGACCCUCUAUUUUGGGAACCAAAAUCAAGGGUCUGUUAGACUGUGGGGCUACCCGGAACUUCAUCUCUCCCAAAGCUGUCAGCAAGCUGCAUCUGGAUGGGAGAUUGGUGAAGUUGCAGCAGCCGUUAGAAGUUCGACUUGGGAACUCCUCCACAGUCCGGAUUACUUCUGCUGUCAAGAACCUACCGGUCAUCUUUGACAAGCAGGAGAAGGUCAGGCAGCGCCUGAACUUCUAUGUGUUUCCUAAUGUACCCUUUGAUCUUGUGUUUUCCAUGCAGUGGCUUGAGGCCACUAACCCUAGGAUCGACUGGCAGAUCCCUAGGGUAGAGCUCCCUGAGUGCAGAGGAGACUAUCAGCCUUGUGUCCUGGCUAAUGAGUAUCAUCCAGUCAGCAACUGCUAUUGUAUGAGGGCACACGAGUUUUUUCAGCUCUCUCGCCAGACUGCCCACACACGUCUGUUCGUUGCAUAUGCGAAACAGACUGGUGUGGACGUUGCUCCCUGUCCCUCACCGAUUCAACAGGUUUUUGACUCGUAUCCAGACCUGAUGCAGGAGCCUACUGAACUUGUCCAUAGGGAGACCCAGCACAGGAUUGAGCUCCUGCCAGGUGCGGUCCCUCCCAAGGGCCAUGUCUAUAGGAUGUCACCUGCUGAGCUCGAUGAGCUCAGGAGACGGCUUGAGACCCUAACCAACAAGGUUUGGAUCAAACCCAACACAUCUGAAUUUGGGGCUCCAGUUCUCUUUGUUCCAAAGGGAAUUGGGGAGUUCAGAAUGUGUGUGGACUACAGGGGUCUCAACAAAAUCACUAGGAAGUCUACAGAGCCCCUUCCUAGGAUUGAUGAUCUGUUGGACAUGGUGCAGGGUUGUACAAUCUUCAGCAAGAUCGACCUCAAAUCUGACUACCACCAAAUUGAGAUGGUUGAGGGCGAUGUCCCCAAGACUGCCUUCAAGACUAGAUACGGCACCUACGAGUACCUGGUCAUGCCUUUCGGUCUUUGCAAUGCCCCUGGCACAUUCCAGGCAGAGAUGCAUCGCAUACUCAGGCCUUACCUGGACAGGUUUGUAGUUGUAUACCUGGAUGAUAUCUGGGUAUUCAGUCGAUCUGUCGAGGAGCAUGCGCAGCAUCUGGCUCUAGUUCUCCAAGCACUACAUGAGGCCCAGUAUAAGAUCAACAGGGAAAAGUCCUCCUUUGGAGUGACUUCUGUGACUUAUCUGGGACAUGUAAUCUCUGGGGAAGGGUUGGCUCCUGAAGCGCCUUAGAUAGCAGCGAUUCAAGACUGGCCACAGCCCACUACGGUUCGUGAUGUCCGGUUAUUUUUGGGUUUGGCGUCAUAGUACAGGAAGUUCGUCAAUAACUUCUCUGCUAUUGCUGCACCCCUGAC